Microthlaspi erraticum is the source of this 435-nucleotide messenger RNA. The record is from the annotation of a GenBank genome assembly. NCBI's taxonomy places the organism in Eukaryota, Viridiplantae, Streptophyta, Magnoliopsida, Brassicales, Brassicaceae.
AUGCCUCUCCUUGAGCAGCUCCAAGCCUACAAGGUCACAGCUUACAACACUAGGCACCAAGAGGAAGGAAAGCUUAGUGUUGGAGGGGUGAUCACACCAAUUCUUUGUGCAGCAGGAGUUCAAGUGGACAAGAGAAGGUCUACUCCACCAGGUUGGAUGGACAUCAAGUUUUGCAAGACCAACCUUCUCAUUGAGCACAAGGAGUUGGAUGGGAGUUCCAAUUCAAGUUCACCAUCCUUGGCUGGACCCUCCAAGCUUCUUCUGCCCAACCCUGAGCUCACCACGGAGAGUGCUGAUUGGGUGAGCCUGAGUGCUACUACGAUGAAGAAGAGGAGGAAGAGGAGCCACAAGCUCGAUCGAGUGAGCCGCAAGAGGCAACCCCAGUUGCAUGGAGCGCUCCUGAUGGCCGUCUACCAUCUCCAGACCACGACCUAG